Mycena citricolor is the source of this 1167-nucleotide messenger RNA. The record is from the annotation of a GenBank genome assembly. NCBI's taxonomy places the organism in Eukaryota, Fungi, Basidiomycota, Agaricomycetes, Agaricales, Mycenaceae.
CGCUGGUCAGCCACGUUUACCGCGCGAACGAGGCUUGGUAGGGGCAGGAGUUACUUUUGGAUCAAUCGUUGGCAGUGCUGUGAAGCAACCGGGGAAGGUUGGACUCAUCAGGUGGCCAACGAUGAUUGUGUCGCUUCGGGGACUGCUUCUAGCAUCGACGCUAUGAUCAAUUGUACUAAGGAUGAUGCUAGUCGAGUCCAGUCGAGCAUGGGCGACUUCCAGAGACAGGCGUUCUUCGCUGGGGAGCAUAUAUAAAUGAUCAGUUAAGAUUGGAGACGUACGGACACGGCCUCUCGUAUCGAAAUGCAAAUCACGCUCCUCUUCGCGACACUCCUCGGCGGCAUUUCUGUGGUUUCUGCAGGCGGCAGGAUCAAUAAACCGGUGGCUGGGACGACUAUCACCAGCAAAGCCGUCGUUCCUUUCAAGUUCAAAACGGGGACGAUCAACGGUGGAUGCCAUCAGAUUCACACGCCCGUGACCAUCUACCUCUCGACGAGCGCGCCAACUGCGCUCAACGCCGACGGGGGUCUGGACCCGGGAUCGUUCAUCGAGUCGUACGGCCCUUUCUUUGAGCCGGAAAUGGGUAUCCGUCCGUUGCCGGGAUUCCCGGUGCCGCCCAGCGAGUUGACCAUGCCGGACAUCUCCGCCUACAGCCCCGGCACGGCGCUCUUCUUGACGGCGGUCGAGACAACUGCUCCUGGUGCUUGCGCGCCGGGGGUCAACCCUGCGAGAUACGACUUCGCUAGCAUCAACUUGAUCGUUGCGUAGAAGGCACAGCGCGCAAUCGGCCCUAGUGGUGGCUGCGAUCCAUUGUGCACUCUUCAGGAUCCAGUAAAACGCGGUUGGGAUAUUUCGGAAUAGAAUGCUGUUAUGCCAGAUGAGAGGACAUGGGCCUGUGAUAAGAUAAGCUUGAAAUAUUUGACCGUGAUCGCUUCGGAGAUACUGUCAAGCAAAGUGCUGGGAAUGGCCAUCGUGUAUUCCGCCAGCAUCUGAGGUCAACUUUCUUAGGUCAACUCGGUAAGCACGAAACCAGAAGAUAAGUCAGAACACACAUCCACGGCGCGCAUUUCUGCCACGCCCGAGAUAGGUCUGAUGAGCGGAGCGCUGCCUAUGAUUCCGACCAGAACAUCAGUGCGACGAGAGCACCGGUAACGCAGCUACGCAGGG